Messenger RNA from Chenopodium quinoa (quinoa), 789 nucleotides. RefSeq lists its product as uncharacterized. NCBI's taxonomy places the organism in Eukaryota, Viridiplantae, Streptophyta, Magnoliopsida, Caryophyllales, Amaranthaceae. The record is from RefSeq and is a predicted model, not a curated record. Gene Ontology annotation, cellular component: chloroplast thylakoid membrane. The transcript has 2 exons. Bases 70 to 453 code for a protein of 127 amino acids.
CCUUUGUUCAUCAUCUCCUAAGCUUUACCUUACCAAAUUCCCAAAACUUCUAAAUUCAGUUUGAAGCUAAUGGCAACCAUGACAUCCUUCAAGUCCCAAUUUCUGGUGAAUCCAUUGAAACCGUCGCAAACAACAGCAACAAGAAAUUUAAUCACGGUUCGAUCUCCUCCUAACCUUCACCAGAAGAAGAGGUUUUCAGUGAAGGCUGCAGUGGGAGAGUUAUCCUCUGAUAGCACCACUUAUUUGAUUGCUGGUGCUACUGCUGUUGCUCUCCUUGGUACUGCCUUUCCCAUCAUUUUUUCCCGCAAGGAUACGUGCCCAGAGUGUGAUGGCGCAGGUUUUGUCAGGAAAUCAGGAAGCGCGCUGAGGGCAAAUGCAGCUCGCAAGGACCAAGCUCAAAUUGUAUGUGCUAAUUGCAAUGGCCUUGGCAAGCUCAACCAAGUUGACAAAUAAAUUUUACUCCUAUCGCCUUUUAAAAUCAUGCUUUUCGCCAUCUAAUUAGAUUAAUUUCAUGUUUGGAUUGACUAAUGUACAAAACUUUGGAGGUCAUAUUCCUGUAAUAAUCUUAAUUGAUUUAAGACACGGGAAUAUUCGUAUGUGUUUAGUAUUAUUGGUGAUUAUUACGAGAAUAUGACUCCAAAAAGUUCAUAUAACUUCGAGUUCAUCAAAUGUGGGAUUACUGUACGAAAGAUGCCCAAAAGUUCCAAUUAUAUAGUUGUAUGAUGUUUUGUUAAUUUUUCCCUUUGAUACAUUAUCAGCAAGAUGGAAAUCUGAUACAACCUUUGUGUU